Diaporthe batatas is the source of this 1109-nucleotide messenger RNA. RefSeq lists its product as uncharacterized. Lineage: Eukaryota; Fungi; Ascomycota; Sordariomycetes; Diaporthales; Diaporthaceae. Bases 207 to 581 code for a protein of 124 amino acids. The transcript has 2 exons. The record is from RefSeq and is a predicted model, not a curated record.
GUUUGCUACGUCAUAGUGUUAGAUGUGGAAAAGUACGCACCAAGAUGGUUGGUUUCCUGUUCUUGGAAUCAUUUGUCUCAAAAGAACAACAAACACCCACUCACUCACUCCCAAGAACUGACGCCGCACUCCCGUGCCACUUCAUCCAGCAUCCAGCAUCUCCGGAGAUACUUGAAACAUCAGCUAAGACUGUCUUACGUUAAACGAUGUGUUUCGGGCGACUAGCAGUCCUUCUGACACCCCGAAACGACCCAAACUCUUUCUCAAGGCCACCAGGAGAGGCGCCUGCGUUCCCUUCUUCCUCGCGGGGCACUGAGGAUGAUGGUCGCGACGGCGGCAACGGGGAGAAGAAGAAGAAGAAGCACCACCGUGAGCCUGGGUGGUAUCAGGCGAACACCAUGGCCACCGAGCUCAGCGGCGUGAAUCCCUUUGAUAGGUCCAGGGACCCGGAUAGGCCGCAGCAUCACUAUGGUGUGGGGUGUGGCCACGAGGGCCCGCGGGCUACGGGGUGUCCGGUUCAUGGGGAUAAUUGCUGCUGGGGAGGGAACGAGGGCACUCGUGUUGAUGGAAGCAAGCGUUGAUACCCCUUUCAAACAUCGGCCAUGAUGGAGACUCUAGUCAGGCAGCCCUGAGGACCGUUCCAAAAAGGAAAUGACUGGUCUUCUACAUUUGACUGUGCAAAGAAUACAUCAUGCUGCAAUUCCAGUUCUACGGAGCUAGAACGAGAGACAAGGCCGUCGGGUGGUCGAAGACAAAGCGUUAAAGCCGACCCAAAAUCCAGAGCGGGCUCCCCGAGGAUCCAAGGGAGCGAUACCUCUAGCCUUGUGUGCGCGACACAAGGCUGAGGCCACUUGCUUGUGUAUUUCAUUCUCUAUGCAUGGUUAUUGGUAUUGUGGCUUUUCUUUUCUUUUCUUUUUUUUUAAAAAAAAAAAGCCGGGUCUUGAGCGUUUACCACCAUGGGAAGACGUCAUGUAUACCUAGGUAUCUUCGGACAUGUGCGGAGUAAAAGCGAAACCAGGCCAGUGUGGACGACCUUUUGAGCAUGGUGUAUAUUUCAAUCCCAACAUGACCUUGGACGGCCAGUGACUACCAAUCCUGCACUCUUGACC